This is a messenger RNA of Melampsora larici-populina 98AG31, 1332 nucleotides long. RefSeq lists its product as uncharacterized. The record is from RefSeq and is a predicted model, not a curated record. NCBI's taxonomy places the organism in Eukaryota, Fungi, Basidiomycota, Pucciniomycetes, Pucciniales, Melampsoraceae. The transcript has 2 exons. Bases 1 to 1332 code for a protein of 443 amino acids.
AUGCAUUCACUUGAAAAUGAUGGUAACCGACCUUCUGAUCUUUCUUCAUAUCAGAGGUGUGCUCUUCCGCUUGUAUCAAGCCAAAUCUCCAAGCUAGCUGGGGGACACUGUGUGCCAACGAAGCUGAAGGCGGAAGUAGCGCCAACGAAGCAUAACUGGCGGCUGAGCGUACGAGGCAAGAGCCGUCAACAAUCAAGCCUCGAUAAUUCUUCAAGACGGAAUCAAGCCCAUUAUAUUCCUAGCUCCUCUUUCGCCAUUUCUAUCAAGACCUAUGGAAAUCAUUCGUCUGCCUCAGAUCAAGAGACUCCAUCUAACACAUCCAUCCCAGUUUCUCACCCCACUCUCCCUUCCAAAAAAUUCGGUUCUCAAGCUAAACAAGCUUUCGGUCGAUUUUGUUCAUCAGCUAAACGUACCUUCACCAUAGAUGCUCUAGUCAUCAAACCUAUCAAUCAUAAAGAUCAGCCUACAAAGGUACCCAGGCUAAAACGAAUGUCAACCACCAAUACGAAAAGACCCAAAAUUUCCUAUCCAAUGAAACUACAUAAUCCCGAAUUUGCCUUUAUCGCUAGUAAAGAUCCAUGGGUAUAUGGAUCAUCUGAUUCUGAUGCUAUCGUACCGCCUCUUCGUCGACAUGCAACUUGUGGUGCUGUUGGUAGACCUGUUAGACCUGCUAGGACCUCACGCGAUGUAGCUCUUCGUCGCUCUCUCAGAUACAGGCGUCAAAUUCUCAGCACGGCUGAAUCAUCAGAUCGUGGUGAUUUACCAGCAAGACCGUCUGCUCCUGAACCUAUGGAUAUGGCGAGCUCAUCAGAAGAGUGUAACAAAUCAUACGAUUCUUCAAAGCACGGCGUUCCAAGUUCUAGUCUCAAGUCAUCUAUCACCUCCAAGAGUGUGGCCAAAAAUUCGUUCAAGGUUCACUCUGAUACACUUGAACCUUUAUUGAAUCACUCAUCUUUCUCGACCGAUAGUGACUACAAUCGACCUCUCAGACGUUCACCUGAUCAAUCUCGACUCGAUACUGAACGUCCCAGUUCCAGUUUAUCUUCAUUUACCUCUAUGAAGAGUGACCCAGAUCCAUACGCCGGUAUCCUUCGAACAAAAACCAAUCCAAUCAUUCCAAGGGCAUCUAUCAGGUUCUCCGAAGAAGUUAGAUUUUCACCAUCUCUUAUGAAUUCCUCGACACCCAAUUUGAGUACAGCUAUCACGACUCAGACAGUUAAGCAUUGCAAGCCAUCCAUGAUAUUGAAUAGCGUGUUGAAAGUCGACUCGUCUUCUGAUUGGUACGACGAUUUGAUGAACUCAAUUGAUAGGAAGAUAGGAAACCAAAAAUGA